GCCGGCGGCGGUGCCAUGCAGAGCCCUCCGGGCGCUGGGGACGGGGCCAUCCCUGCCACCCCCUGUCCCAGCGGGGCUGCGGGGACCCUCCCCGAGCUCCCUGACCGGCCGUGCCCUCCCCGCAGCGGCUCCCGCCGUGACGGCCGAGCUCGGAGCCCCGGCCCCGCAGCCCCGACGGGAGGGGGGGCUCGGCCCGGUGCCCCCUGCCCCCUCUGCUCGCCGGCCAUGGGCAGCCACGAGAAGGACCCGUGCUCUCCGAAGAGAGCCCUGUCCCGCUCCAACAGCACCGUGUCCUCCAAGCACAGCAGCGUCCAGCAGGGCUCGGAGAGCUGGGAGGUGGUGGAGGAGCCCCGGGGCAGCCCCGGGCAGCAGCCGCAGCGGCACGAGGGGUACCUGCUCAAGAAGAGGAAAUGGCCCCUGAAGGGCUGGCACAAGCGGUACUUCGUGCUGGAAAACGGGAUCCUGAAAUAUUCCACCACGCGCCAGGACGUCCUCAAGGGCAAACUGCACGGUGCCAUCGAUGUCCGGCAGUCCGUCAUGUCCGUCAACAAGAAGGCACAGAGGGUUGACCUGGACACGGAGGACAACAUUUAUCACCUCAAGAUCAAGUCCCCGGAGGUGUUCUCCAGCUGGGUGAGCAGCCUGUGCUCCCACCACCACGGCGAGCGGCCGGGGCCGUGUCCCCCGGGGGGUCCCGCGGGGACCAGCACGCAGGGCCAGUGGACGCGGAUGCUGCCCUCGGGCAGUGCCCCUGCCCUGUCCACGCUGGCCAGCUCCCGGGACAAGGUGAACGCCUGGCUGAAGGACAGCGAGGGGCUGGAGCGCUGCUCGGCCGAGCUGUCGGAGUGCCAGGCCAAGCUGCAGGAGCUGACGGGAAUGCUCCAGCACCUGGAGGCCCUGCACCGCAUCCCCUCAGCCCCGCUCAUCUCCGGCGGCCAGCCCUCGGCCGCCACGGAGAGGCCCAAGAAGGGCCGGAGGAGCACCAAGAUCUGGUGCACGCAGAGCUUUGCCAAGGACGACACCAUCGGCAGGGUGAGGGCGGGCCGCCUGCACGGCUCUGUCCCCAACCUGUCGCGCUACCUGGAGCCGUCGCAGAGCCAGCUGCCCUUCAGCGUGCCCCCGGAGUACAGCCAGCUGCAGCGCAGCUUCUGGGUGCUGGCCCAGAAAGUGCACGGCUCGCUGAGCAGCGUGGUGGCCGCGCUGGUGGCCGAGAGGGCCCGUCUGGAGGAGAUGCGGCAGGCGCUGGACCGGCAGUGCCCGGCCCCACGGCCCGGCAGCGCCGGCACCGCCGGGCCCGCCCUGCGCCGCUUCCACUCCCUGUCCGUGUCCUCCGACACCACGCUGGAUUCCUUUGCCUCGCUGCACCCGGAUGAGCCGGACGCGCUGCCCGCCAAGGGCCGGGAGCAGCAGCUCUCCAACCGCAGCAUCGUCUCGCUGGCCGACUCCCACACCGAGUUCUUCGAUGCCUGCGAGGUUUUCCUCUCCGCCAGCUCCUCUGAGAACGAGCCCUCGGAGGACGAGUCGUGCAUCAGCGAGGUCACCACCAGCGUCUGCGAGGAGCCCACCGAGCCGGGGGGGCCGGGCCGCCCCUCGACAGGAGCGGAGCGCCCGGGGCUGCCGGCGGAGCCGCCGCCGCUGGAGCCGCCGCUGGAGCUGCCGGGGCCGGACCCGCGGCGCAGGAGCCGCCUGCCCGCGCCCCCCGCGCCCUCGGGGGACGUGAGCCUGUGGGGGCUCCUGCGGAGCAGCGUGGGCAAGGACCUGUCCCGCGUGGCGCUGCCCGUGCAGCUGAACGAGCCGCUGAACACCCUGCAGCGGCUCUGCGAGGAGCUGGAGUACAGCGAGCUGCUGGACAGGGCCAGCCGCGCCCGCGACCCCCGGCAGCGCCUGGUGUACGUGGCCGCCUUUGCCGUGUCUGCCUACGCCUCCACCUACUACCGGGCGGGCAGCAAACCCUUCAACCCCGUGCUGGGCGAGACCUACGAGUGCGUGCGGCCCGACCGCGGCUUCCGCUUCAUCAGCGAGCAGGUCUCCCACCACCCUCCCAUCUCCGCCUGCCACGCUGAGUCCGACAACUUUGUCUUCUGGCAAGACAUGAGGUGGAAGAACAAAUUCUGGGGCAAAUCCCUGGAGAUCGUCCCCAUGGGCACCGUCAAUGUCCAGCUGCCCAGGACCGGGGACCACUACAAGUGGAACAAGGUGACCACGUGCAUCCACAACGUGCUGAGCGGGCCCCGCUGGAUCGAGCACUACGGCGAGGUGCUGAUCCGCAACACCCGCGACGCCUCCUACCACUGCAAGCUCACCUUCUGCAAGCCAAUGACUGCACCGAGUUCCAGAAAGCUCCUCCCAUCACUCCUGGCCCCACCCUGCCAUAGCCACACCCUCUCCCCUAGCCCCGCCCUCCCCGCUGACCCCGCCCCUGGCGCAGGCGCGGUACUGGGGCGCGGGGGCCAACGAGGUGCAGGGCGCCGUGCUGAGCCGCAGCGGGACGGCCGUGGAGCGCCUGGCGGGCAAGUGGCACGAGGGGCUGCGCCGCGGGCCCGCCCCGGGCCAGUGCGUCUGGAAAGCCAACCCCAUGCCCCGCGACCACGAGAGGAGCUACGGCUUCACGCAGUUCGCGCUGGAGCUGAACGAGCUGACGCCGGAGCUGCGCCGGGUGCUGCCCUCCACGGACACGCGCCUGCGGCCGGACCAGCGGUACCUGGAGGAGGGGAACGUGCCGGCGGCCGAGGCGCAGAAGCGGCAGAUCGAGCAGCUGCAGCGGGACCGGCGCCGCGUGAUGGAGGAGAACAACAUCACCCACCAGGCCCGGUUCUUCAGGCGUGUGACAGAUGCCAGUGGCAAGGAGUCGUGGGUCACCAACAACACCUACUGGAAGCUGCGCCUGGACCCCGGCUUCUCCCACCUGGACAGCGCAGUGCUCUGGUAGACCCCAGCCCGGGGGGUGCUGAGCCCCCCCAGCUCCUCACAGCAGUGCCCAGCAGUGGGGCUGGUCCCCCCAGCACUGGGGGUGCAGACCCCCCCCCCCCCCUUUCCGAGCCAUUUUGCCGCUGUUUCAGUAAAACUGUGAUGUAAAAAUGGGAGGGGGGCACUGGCAAUGCCUCCCCCCCGCCCCGGGGCAGCGCCUUGGGGACACCUGAGGCACUUUGGGGCAGGGGCUGGCAGUGCCCCCCUGCCCUGGGGGCACAGGAUGAUAAGGGGGGGGUUAGGGGGUCGCAGGGUGCCCGCGGGCGGGAAGACCCCACUGCCCCCCCCCCAAAUUGUGCACAGGGGCUGCUCUAAUAAAGGCUGUGAAGAGUU
Haemorhous mexicanus (house finch) is the source of this 3300-nucleotide messenger RNA. RefSeq names its product oxysterol binding protein like 7 (gene OSBPL7). The transcript is spliced from 22 exons. Gene Ontology annotation, cellular component: intracellular membrane-bounded organelle; plasma membrane; perinuclear endoplasmic reticulum. Gene Ontology annotation, molecular function: cholesterol binding. NCBI's taxonomy places the organism in Eukaryota, Metazoa, Chordata, Aves, Passeriformes, Fringillidae. The coding region runs from base 16 to 3075 and encodes 1019 amino acids. The record is from RefSeq and is a predicted model, not a curated record.